Molecule: messenger RNA, 3497 nt
Organism: Teleopsis dalmanni
Lineage: Eukaryota; Metazoa; Arthropoda; Insecta; Diptera; Diopsidae
Product: A-kinase anchor protein 13-like
Exons: 3
Biological process (GO): regulation of Rho protein signal transduction
Molecular function (GO): guanyl-nucleotide exchange factor activity
Source: RefSeq, a predicted model, not a curated record
AUUCUAGAGCAGCUAUAAAAAAUGCCUAUAAUUUAGUUGAAUUAAUAAAAUUGGUGUAUUUUAGUGUAAAAUAACAUAUAUAAAGUUAAGUUUUGUUUUGUAUACUGUAAUUACAUAUGCCAAGCAGAAAAAAUAUACGUUGUUUAGUAUAUGAAAAAAAAUUUGCUGCACAACAAUUGAGGACAAAUUGGGUGAAUGCUAUAUAGCUCACAAAACUUUUAAUUUUAUAACCUUUUCACAUUAACAUGGACAACAGAUUACAAGCUACAGAGGAUGACGAUAGCGACAAUGAUAUAGUCACUGAUUUUAUUAAUUCCAAUUGUUUGAACAGAACUUCUACCGAAAUCACAAAUCCCACAGUUGCCCAAAUUUCAAACACAAAUAAAAAUUCAACAAAUUCAAAUAAUUUCUGCAUUGAGAGCAAAAAUUAUUGUAUGCCUAUAAUACAGGCGCCUCUUAUUUCUUAUAAUAAAAGUGUAAUUAACAAUAACAUGAUACCUAUAAUAAACGUAACACCACAUAGUCCAGCAUCGGCUACUAAAUACAAUAACAUAUUCGAGGAUACUCUUAAUCAGUUGCAAAAUAUACGUGAAAGUGUUGUGCAAAUGAAAAAUUCCAGUGUACAUAUGCAUGACGUUGCUUCUAAUUAUGGAUUAAUGAAUGGAGCUGUUUUAAGCACAUCCCUACCAGAUUUGAGUAGUGGAAAUGUAAGUGUCAAUGGCCCAAAUUUUGCUGUGUGGUCAACGCAACAACAAUAUUUGCUUAACACUGAUCGUCGUAAGUCAUGGACAGCUGUGGAUGAUUUAACUGCGGGUGACUGCACAAACAAAAGUGUUAGUUUAUCAAGUCUUGACAGCGAAGAACAGGAAACAAUGCGUGUUGCCGAACAACGUAGAAGAUCGACUCGAAAUAGUACAGGAGGUAUUUCAACACAUUCUCUAAAUGAAGCUGAACUAGCACGAGACUUUGAACGCAUUGCUGCAAAACGUAAUUUAGCAACUGAAAUUAUUAGUCGCAUUCCAUUGCAAAAAAGUAUAUCAACUUCGUCGAUAGUACCCAAAGAUGAGCCUAAAUCGAUCGCUCGCCAUUUGACGGAUAGCGAAGAUGAAAAUCAAAAUUUAUUACGAGCACACGCCAAAAUUGAAGUUUAUGACAAUGUAGAGAAAAGACGUAAACGUGGCUCACUUUUCUUUCGUAAAAAGAAGGAUAAAACUAAAAUGAAAGCAUUAGGUCAAAUAGUGUGUGAUACUUGCGGGGCAAAUAUUUUACUCGUCAAUAUUAAGGAACAUCAGUUAGAAUGUAAGAAUAAAAAAACUGGCAUUCAGAAAAUGUCCUUCAGCUCUAGUAAUAAAAGAAGUAUUAGCGGUGCGGGAGAUAAAAAUGAUGUUGGACAAGAUUAUUAUGAUGGUGCGGAUCACAGCGGUAAUUUUAAUGAUGAUGCACCACUUAUACGUUCAGAGUUUUUGAAUGAUCCACAAAUUGAAGUGCAAGAUUUGGGUGCUGAUCCCAUGCUUGGUAUUGCACUCGAAGAGCACGAUUCGUGGUCACCUAGUGUACCCAAAGAAGUACUUAAGUCUCUUAAAGAAAAACAAAUAAAACGUCAAGAGCAUAUUUAUGAAUUUAUUAUGACCGAAAAGCAUCACUGUCAAACAUUAUUGGUCAUGCAAAAAGUUUUUGUGGAAAGCUUAGAGCGCCAUUUUCCAGCGCUUAAUAUUAACAAAAUGUUUCCACGUUUGGCUGAGUUAACUGAAUUACAUAUAACAUUUUUAUGUAAAUUAAGACAAAAACAACGCGAGCAAUAUAUAGUAAACAGCAUUGCUGACGUACUACUUGAUUUUUUUUCACAGGAAAAGGCGCACCAUUUACGAUUAGCUUAUGGUGAAUUUUGUGCAAAUCAUCGUACUGCACUUGAACAAUUUAAAACGUGUAUUACAAACCGUGAUCAAACAUUUGCUGAAUGGUACAAGCAUUGCUUAACAAAUCCUUUACUUAAGAAAAAGGGUAUACCAGAAUGUAUUUUAUUUGUAACGCAGCGCCUUACAAAAUAUCCGUUGCUAAUUGAGCCUUUGCUUAAGAGUGCACGAGAGGACAAACUAGAAUGUGAUAAGCUACAGCAUGCAUUAAACCUUGUGAAGUCGCUAUUGGUCGAUGUAGAUGCUUGUGUAGCUGAAAAAGAAUUAAGAGAGCGGCAAAUAGAAAUUUUUAAUCGGGUAGAUCCCAAGUCAUUUUCCAUAUAUAAAAAUAAACCAUUCCGUAAAACUGAUAUAGGCGUUGAAUCACGCCGGCGACUUAAAUUCGAAGGUCAGGCAACUCUUAUGCAAGGUCGCUCAAAAAUGCAAAUGGUAUUAGUAGUUGUGCUAACAGAUUGUUUGUGCUUCCUUUUUGAGUCAUCACAUAAUAAAUAUACAUUUUUUACUCCAGAACAUAAAGCAGGUGUAGUACCCUUACAGAAGUUACUAAUUCGAGAAAAGGCUGGAACAGAGUCACCAGGCAUUUAUAUUAUUUCAUCGAAUCCAUCUUUUCCAGAAAUGUAUGAAUUAAAAGUGCAAAAACCAAAGGAUAAAAAUGUUUGGAUACAAUCUAUUCGGCAGGCAGUUAUUGAAUGCCCAUCAUCCGAUGUUAUCGAAGCUGAAGAUCUCACUGCUGAAGAAAAAUUGCGUAUAGGUGUCAAUAAACGUGAGCUAAUUGAAAAAAUGCGCCAAAAAGAUAUUGAGUUGGCUCUUCUGCUAGAAGAAAAAAUUAUUUUACAAUUAAACUUGAUAAAAGAACAGAAAAAAUUCGAAGAAUCUCAAAACACUGGUAGCCAUAACAGCAAUAGUGUAGUAAGUGCAGCUAAUUUCUUAGCGGCGUUUGGUACUUACAAAAAUUUAAUUGGGGUUGACUGUGAUACAACGGAGCUAUGGAAGCGUAUUCUAAGUAAUGUGCAAGAUAUAAGUCAAUUAGCGUCGACUGUUUAUACCGCAGCUACAGGCCUGUCUGUUUCACGUUCUAUCAGUUCCGUAGGUGAGAAGCAAAGUGAAUAUUUCUAUUCACCUACGUUACCGAAGCGCGCUGAAACUUUUGCUGGUUUUGAUGAAAAACGAGCAAAGAAUAUAUUUCCUUGUCGUGAUGUGGCAAAACUUGCAACAAUGCAAGUGAUGACACCGCGACUACAGGAAUUAGAAGAAAAACGAGAACUCAAAACUACGAACAGUACUGUAGUAUCAAGUGGUAGUAAUACAAUCAACACUAUUAAUGCAUCCUCAAUAUUACAAACGAGUAAUGACAUAACAGAGCAAAUGCUUAAUGAUGAACUUACACUCAAAGAUCACAACUGUGCUGCAUUGCAAAUAACACAUCACCUGAACACAUUACUUUGUAUAUUAUCACAACAGAUGACCACAAUACACAGCUUGCAGCAGCAGUUGGCUUUGUACAGAGAAAGCUCCCGCACAGCCUAUACCCACAAUGAUCAGUUAGAAGAAUUACGCAAUUUGCAGGAUAAAUUGCAAGAGGAA